AUGUCCUCUACACUACUCGAGGAGGCCACGCGCAUUGCGCGUGACUUCGACUUCCCCGCCGAGCAGGUGCAGCGCGGGGUUGCCGAAUACAUCAAGCAGUCCAACGAAGGUUUGGACAAGGAGCACACCACUCUGAGCCAGAUCCCGACCUUUGUCACUGCUGUGCCCAAUGGCACCGAAAAGGGUCUCUACUUGGCCGUCGACCUCGGCGGGACCAACUUCCGCGUGUGCUCUGUUCAACUGCACGGCGACACCACCUUCAACCUCACUCAGUCCAAGAUCAUGAUUCCCCGGGAACUCAUGGCCUCCGGUACCUCCAAGGACCUCUUCCUCUUCCUGGCCCGCCAAAUCGAGGCCUUCCUCCGCAUUCACCACAACGAACAUUUUGAGGCACACCAGCUCCGGCGGCGCGAAGGUCACCGCGACGAGUAUAUGUUUGAUUUGGGAUUCACCUUCAGCUUCCCCGUGCGCCAGAUCGGGAUCAACUCCGGCACCCUGAUCCGGUGGACCAAGGGCUUCAACAUCCCCGAUGCCGUUGGUCACGAUGUAUGCGCCCUGCUCCAGUCGGCCAUCGAUGCGUUGGAACUGCCCGUGCGCGUGGCGGCUCUGGUCAACGACACCGUUGGUACCCUGAUGGCCCGCUCCUAUACAUCCCCCGGCGAGACCGGCACUUUCCUCGGAGCCAUUUUUGGUACCGGUACCAAUGGCGCAUACGUUGAGAAGCUCGAGAAUAUCACCAAGCUCAAACACCUUGAGGGCGCCCACUACGACAAGUCCACCGGCGAAAUGAUCAUCAACGCCGAAUGGGGUAGCUUUGACAACCACAUGAGCGUACUCCCCAGCACCGUCUUCGACCAUGAGCUGGAUGCCGACAGCAACAACCCCGGUGUGCAGAUGUUCGAGAAGCGCGUCUCGGGCAUGUUCCUGGGUGAGAUUUUGCGUCGCGCUCUGCUCGCCAUGCACAACGACUCUAAGCUCGGCCUUUUCAAGACCAGCCAGACCUCCAAGGUCUCCAUUCCCUCCGAUUCCCUCUUCUACCGCCAAUGGGGCCUGGAUACCAGCUUGUUGAGCCAGGUCGAGGCCGACUCCACCAAGCAAAUGAGCGACGUCAAGGCCGCGCUGAAGGACCACCUGAAGAUUGAGCACCCUAGUGACGAGGAGUGCAAGGCUGUCAAGAUUCUGGUUCACGCCAUUGGCAAGCGUGCCGCUCGUCUGAGCGCCGUCCCAAUCGCGGCUAUCCUCAUUCACUCCCGCAAGAUCGAGACCUGCGACAUGAUCGACGUUGGUGUGGACGGCAGUCUGGUCGAAUUCUACCCUAACUUCGAGGGCUACAUGCGCGAUGCUCUGCGUGAGGUUCCCGAGGUUGGCCCGGCGGGCGAAAAGAAGGUUCGCAUCGGCAUCUCGAAGGACGGCAGCGGUGUGGGUGCCGCUUUGAUCGCUUUGGUCGCCAGCAAGGACAAGACUCUGCAGAACCCCACCGAGAAAUGA
Messenger RNA from Penicillium cinerascens, 1488 nucleotides. RefSeq names its product glucokinase glkA (gene glkA). Gene Ontology annotation, biological process: glucose 6-phosphate metabolic process; intracellular glucose homeostasis; glycolytic process. NCBI's taxonomy places the organism in Eukaryota, Fungi, Ascomycota, Eurotiomycetes, Eurotiales, Aspergillaceae. The coding region runs from base 1 to 1488 and encodes 495 amino acids. Gene Ontology annotation, molecular function: fructokinase activity; D-glucose binding; glucokinase activity. The transcript has 2 exons. Gene Ontology annotation, cellular component: mitochondrion; cytosol. The record is from RefSeq and is a predicted model, not a curated record.